AUGAGUUCAUUUGAUACGAAAAAGUCAAAUAUACUACCGAAUACUUAUAUUCCAGUAUUAUCAAACAAAGUAUUCAUCAAUAUCCUACUGCGAUUGCCCAAACUUUCCUUAGUGGAAUUCCUACAAACAUGGCCCAAAUUGAUCAAUACUCAACCUCAUAUCGAUAAAGAGAACUCUCACCAUAAUCAAAAUACAUACAACCAGAUCGUCAUUAAAGAUGGGAAAGAAUUAAAACGAAAUUUGGCAAGAUUACCCAAACGGAAAGUCAUAGAUAAGAUCAUAUUUCAAUAUUGGACUAAAGGUUUAAAUUUAUUACAAUUAUCCCAACUUGAUUGUCAACUUAUUGUCGACCGUCCUAAUUCCUUCUAUUGGAUCAAGUCUACCGUUAAGGAUAGUUUUAAUAGAGAAGUACCGAUCCUGCUUGAUCCUCAGAAGUUUCUUAAUUCAUUGGUGCAAGAUCUUAAUUCAUUAUAUUUAACUUAUAUUUAUAUUUGUAAACAUCCAAGUUUGCCAUCAGUUAUUAUCCGAGUUCAAUUAUUUGAUUUACAAAGUAUAAACCAUACCACUAACUCAAUCACAAAACAACCUCAUAUUGUAUCUCAUCGAGCUCAUUUCAUUGCUAUACCGUUAAAUUCACCUCAUAUAAUGCAUUCGGUAGGAAAUGAUAUAGUGACGAAUCUAGUCUUACAAGCCGUAGAACGGAAUUUACCUCAUAAUCCUCAUAAUUUAUUAAAACUACAUACUGAAGAGAAUCAAACUCCAAUACGAUCACUCGAGUCUAUGCAUGUUUUGAAUGGGAAUUCUAGAUUUGGUAAUAGUCUUGGUAUUUGGACCCCAUAUGCUGAUGGAACUGCAGAUGCUUUACCUUUACAGCCAGUUGAAAAACAUAAAACAUUGAACGGUGAUGAAGAUGAAGUUAAUGGUGGGGAUAAUGGGGACUCUUUAGAGAUGAAAAGGUUAAAGAAAAUAGCGAAUUUAAGAUUUAAAGGUUCAAGUUCAGGAAACUUUAAGUCAUCUAAAUUUUAUGACGACGUUAAUGCCAAUCCUAGGAAAAGAAGAAGAUUAUUAGAACAAGAGAAUCUUGAUGAUGAUCUGAACCAUGCUGACGAUAAUAUAAUAGUAAAUGAAUUUGCUUCGAUUGCACCCAUAUCAUUUGCUGAAUUUAUCAUUCAAGAAAAAAUCAAUGAUCAAGAUGAUUCAAAUAUAUCUAUCAAAUUCAACGGAACCGAUAUUUAUGCAGGUUUACAUGAAUUAUCAGUUCUAACUGCAGAUAAAGACAAGAUGAUUUUAAAUCCUUCCCAAUGGUAUUAUAAAAAAUUCAGAAUUCAUUAA
Messenger RNA from Scheffersomyces coipomensis, 1332 nucleotides. RefSeq names its product Chl4p (gene CHL4). The record is from RefSeq and is a predicted model, not a curated record. Gene Ontology annotation, biological process: CENP-A containing chromatin assembly; chromosome segregation. Lineage: Eukaryota; Fungi; Ascomycota; Pichiomycetes; Serinales; Debaryomycetaceae. The transcript has 2 exons. The coding region runs from base 1 to 1332 and encodes 443 amino acids.